CAGGAGUGUCAACACAAAAGAGUUGAUUUAAUGACAAAGAGACGAGAGACGAGGAAAGGAAGAAUCUGUCCCAGAAGCUCUGAUUUGAAGGCACCAUGGACCACACAGUGGAUAUUAUCUCCGAUCCAGAUCCGUGGCUCAACAACACAAAUGCAAACAGCACCUCCAGUUACAUGCCUACCAUGUCACCAGUAAUGGACAAAACCAUCAACAUAAUUAUGAUAAUUGUCUUAUUUGUGACCAUGGUUUCACUGGGAUGCACCAUGGAGGUGUCCAAGAUCAAGCAUCAUAUGAGAAAACCUAAGGGGGUGGCUAUCGCAGUCGUGGCUCAGUAUGGCAUAAUGCCUCUCACAGCUUUUUUCUUAGCUAAGCUGUUUAAGUUGGCUGAAAUAGCAGCUGUGGUGAUUCUGAUCUGUGGCUGCUGUCCCGGAGGAGCUCUCUCCAACAUCCUGGCUUUGGCUCUUCAGGGCGACAUGAACCUCAGCAUCGUGAUGACCUCUUGCUCAACGUUGCUGGCUCUUGGUAUGAUGCCUCUCCUGCUCUACCUCUACUGUCAGGGUUUCUCCGACCUGCAGAACGCUGUCCCUUAUGUUGAAAUUAUCGUAUCACUGGUCAUGAUCCUGGUGCCGUGCGGCAUUGGCAUCAUCAUCAAUACCUACAGGCCGCAGUACUCAAAGAUCAUCACAAAGGUAGGCCUAAUUAUAAUGAUGAUUUUUAUUGUGGUGAUCGUCACCUUAACCAACAUUGGAAUCGGAAGAGUCAUGCUGACUGUGCUGUCUCCUCCGCUCUUGGCCAUCGCUGCUCUCAUGCCUUUGAUAGGCUACUCCUUUGGAUAUGUCCUCUCUGCGAUCUUCAGACUCAGCCAGUCGGAGCGGAGGACCGUUUCUGUGGAAACAGGCUGUCAGAACAUCCAGCUGUGCAUCACCAUAUUGAAGAUAGCUUUCCCCCAGGAAGUGAUAGGCCCUCUGUUUCUGUUCCCAAUGAUCUAUGGGUCUUUUCAGGUGACGGAGGCAUUGGUGCUCGUUGUGCUGUUCAGGUGCUACCGAAGGUUCACGAAAAAGGAGAAAGAGACUUACCAGCCUGCGGUCACUGAAGAGGAGCUGAAAGAGACGACUGAGGGGACUGUGUGACCUCAAUCACCACCCAUGUAUUGUACAGCCUACAGCUGACUAAACAAACAGAAAAAUGCACAGCCGUAUAGCUGGUCUUGAUUUUUAUACUGUAUUGUGAUCUGAAACCUCUAAGUGCAUUAGAAACUUCAGUUUUUUAUUGGUUAAGUCUAUUGUCUUUCUACACCAUGCAAACAUCAUCAUAGUUUUGACUGA
Molecule: messenger RNA, 1325 nt
Organism: Maylandia zebra (zebra mbuna)
Lineage: Eukaryota; Metazoa; Chordata; Actinopteri; Cichliformes; Cichlidae
Product: hepatic sodium/bile acid cotransporter
Biological process (GO): bile acid and bile salt transport
Cellular component (GO): membrane
Molecular function (GO): bile acid:sodium symporter activity
Source: RefSeq, a predicted model, not a curated record